AUGAUAAAGAAAUUCUUUUACUUUAAAUGCUUUAGAGUGCUUGUUGAAGCAUUAUAUAUUUAGAAUUUUGUUACUACUUAAAUAACGAAUAAUGAAGGUAGUUUAUCAUGAUUAAUAUAGGAUGGAAAAUCUAAUCUCCUUAUGGUGGAGCUACUGCUCAAAUAACUAAUUGUGCAGGAAACAUAAUUUUCGGAGGCUAUGAAGUAUUUGGAUGUUUUUCAGCUACAAGAACUGAAAUAAUGAAAUAUUUUAUAUUGCCUCCUCAUUAUAAUUUACGUAUUGACAUCAGACUCUGGAAGUUUAAUAUUAUUUAAUAUUAAGAAUUGAUGAUUGGCCUACAACCUAAAAUUUUAAUAUAAUUGCAGAUUUAGGAUCAGAGAGUUGGCAUUAUCUAGCAAAUACAGGAUCAAAUAUAUGUGGUGGUUCUGGAACAGAGUAAAAUUCUGCAGUAUCUCUCAGUAAUCGGCAACAUACAUUAAAUUCAGUUAUUGUCAGACUUUCAUCAGAUUGUAAUAAUAAUGUAUUUAUAAAAAUAUUUAAAUGUUAGAAUUUUUGGGGAAUUACAGAUUUCAAAUUAACAAUAUUUGAAUGUUACUCAGGGUGUUAAUUUUGUCUAGAUUCAACUGUAGAUUGUAUUAAGUGGAUAUUAUGGGAAUCAUACUUUGAUUUGUAAAAUUUAAACAAUGGAUAUGAAGGUUGGAUAAAGAAUAGUUUUCCAGUGUUUUAAUCUAUAAUUAAUAAUAAUUGUAAACUUAUAAAUGAUAUUUAGUUUAAAUAAAAAUGCUGGGUAUAUAUUCAGGAGAAUCAGCAAUCAAUAAUUUUAUACUUCCAGAUCAUAGAGCUUUCAUUAUUCAAUUUAGAGUUGAAUAUCUUUCAACUUUACCAUAAACAUUUAGAAUUUAUUUAAAUAAUUAAUAUCAAUUAGAAUUUAUUAGUAAUUCAAGAAAGUAUGUUGAUUAUAGAAGUGAUAUAAUAAAUGAUUCAAGAAAUUAAAUUAAAUUAGAAAUUAGAAGUAUUAAUGGUAAAAUAUCUAUUCGUGAAUUUUAAAUAAUUCUUCUAGGUCCAAUAAAUUUAAUUUCAUGUAUUGAUAGUAAUUUAGAGCCUUUUGAUGGCUGUUUUGCUAAACAAGAAUCAUGUUAGUAGGGAUGUAUAUUUUGUGUUAAAGGAGAAUGCCUUAUGUGUGAUACUUAGUGGAUUUAUAAUGAAUUAAAUAAUAGUUGUGAACCUUUAUGUGGAGAUAAAUAUAUUAUAGCAAAUGAGUAAUGUGAUGAUGGGAAUGAUUCUCCAUUUGAUGGCUGUCAUUAAUGCCAAUUUUCAUGUCCUUUAAAUUGUUAAAAUUGUAUAUUUGGUGAAUGUUAAGUUUGUAUAACAGGUUACUAUUAUUCUAAUGGAAUAUGUAAUCAAAUUUAUCAAAUUUUAUCUGAAGAAAUAGAACUGAUAAAUAAUAAUAAUCUAAAAGGAAAUUAAAUUUCUUCAGCUUAUUAUGGUAAUAUAAAUUUAAAAUAAAUUGAUACUUACUAUUAUGAAAGAUCAAUAUUUGUAAAUGAAUUGGAGAUAUUUUAAUUUUAAUGUAAACCUUUUUGUUAAGUUUGUAUCUAAGGAAAAUGUAUGAAAUGCUUAGACAAUUAUUUAUUAUUAAAAAAUUAAUGCAUCUCUAGGAUUACUAAAGGAGUACUAAUAAUUUAAGAUGGAAUUCAUAUGGGUAUAAAUGAAAUCGGUUGUUAUAAUUGUUAUGGGAGUUGUCAGAUUUAAUGUCUAUAAUGUUUAAACUCAUAUUGUAUAUUAUGUAUGGAUGGUUGGUAACUUUUUAAUGGAUAUUGUGUAUAAGUUUGUGGAGAUAAUCAAGUUGCUAUUAUAUCUGAAGAAUAAUGUGAUUCAAAUUUAGAAGAUUGCUUAAAUUGUAAUGUUCUUUGUCCUUAAAAUUGUUAAUAUUGUUAAGAUACAAAAGAAUGUUUAGUUUGUAAUGAGUCUUAUAUAAUGAUAGAUCAAGAAUGUUAAUUAACUUGUAAAAAAGAGUGUAAAAUAUGUGAUAAAAAUAUAUGUUUAGAUGAUUAUUCAAAUUAAGACAUUAAUAUUGAUGAAAUUUAUAAUUCAGUUUGUGGUGAUGGCAUUGAAUAAUAAUAAGAGUAGUGUGACGAUGGAAAUAAUAUCUAAUUUGAUGGAUGCUUUAAUUGUCAAUAUUCAUGUCCUCUUAAUUGUGUAAAUUGUCUUGAUGGUAUUUGUUUUGAAUGCGAACAAGAAUUCUAAUUAAUAGAUCAUUAAUGCUAUGAAUAAUACUGUGGCAACGGUAUUAAAUAUUAAGAUGAAUAAUGUGAUGAUGGCAAUAUUAUUGAUGCUGAUGGCUGUUCUUCUAGUUGUAAAAUAGAAGUUGAUUAUAAAUGUCAUGAAAAUUAUUAUGGAUAAUCUGAAUGUCAAUAUUACAAAUCUCCUUAUAUGA
This is a messenger RNA of Paramecium sonneborni, 2437 nucleotides long. Lineage: Eukaryota; Ciliophora; Oligohymenophorea; Peniculida; Parameciidae. The record is from the annotation of a GenBank genome assembly.